Molecule: messenger RNA, 943 nt
Organism: Microplitis mediator
Lineage: Eukaryota; Metazoa; Arthropoda; Insecta; Hymenoptera; Braconidae
Exons: 3
Coding region: 98-394 (98 amino acids)
Source: RefSeq, a predicted model, not a curated record
UGCCACUGGGCAGGGCCUCACUAUAAAAGCUGACUUCGCUAACCCUAAGUCAGGUAGUUCUACCCGUCUUUUCACAAGAUAAACUAACUAAUCCAAUAUGAAACUGUUGAUUGUUUUGUUCGCCGUCGUGGCCGCCGUUGCUGCUUACCCAGGCUGGGAGCACCACCACGCUCACCAUGUCGAUGCUAUCCACGUUCCCCAACCACACCCAAUCCCACCUCUUCACCCUGAGCCACUCAAGUUGAAGGUUCAUCCCCAUGUCACCAAAAUCCACUACGACCACCCCAAGGUCCACCAUCCCCAUCUCAUCGGCCACGAAGUCGCCCACCACGAACCAGAAGUCAAAUACGUCAAACACGAAGUCCACCACGAACACGGACACGGAUGGGCUUAAUUUAUCAACAACCACGACAUUACCCAGUGAUCACCAACUGGUUCAACGUUUAGUCCAUACACAGUAUCCAUCCAUCGUCAUCAAGUCUUCAAAUCUCAUCGUCACAGUGAAACCAAAGCCGUAUUAACUAGCCUUCAGUCUUACACUCGUUGGCUAGUCAACAUUUUGGCAGCAACUGAUCCAUUAGACUUAUCAAUAAAAUAGCGGCGUCAAUAUUUAUUAUUACCAUUGGAUUUAUAUUUAAAAGUAACUUUUAGCUCUCAGCUAUCAGUUACUGUGAUGUUAAAAAUAAUAUAUAUCUGUGAUAUGGACUACUCAAAGAACCAGGACCAAGGCAACUUAACAUAUAAAAUAAAAAGUCCCCCUGCAUCUUAUUUAAAAUUCAUUAAAUUGUGCGGCAUGUGAUAUCGAAAUGGAUAUAACGUCACCGUUAUUUUAUUAUACAUUAUAUCUCCUGUCAAUACUUCUGUAAACUUCAACAUUUUUCAUUCAGGACUUUGAAUCUAUUUAUUUUAAAUAAAUGCUCAUUUAUAUGUCUUGUGAUAAAAA